GCAUCACUGACCGUUGGUGCUUAGGUUGGUUUCAUGUCAUUCUGUCAUUCUCCUCAGCAGCACACCGACAAGCACAAGGGAGCAGACGUACACUCACAUCAAGCAAGAAAGGAUAGGUGAGGCUUGCUGGCGAACACAUAGGCUUGGAAGGAAGGUUGUUGCCUUGUUGCUCUGCGGUGACAAGGCUGCCAAGGCCAAGGUUGUUACAUUACUCCAUUGCACCAACGACCACCACAAACGCCAAGACCAGCGGCAUGUAUGGAACGCUUCACAAGGCCCUAUCUGCUUGGGUGCAGUCGCUUCCGGAUGGCGACACGCUGAUGAGCAUGGUGCUGGCCGAGGUCAACUUUGCUGGCAGCGCAAACGACUUCUUCCGCUUCUACACGGACGAGCAAACAGCCGCCUUUCUCCGCGCCAUUGCCAAUGUUACCGGGCACACUGUGGAGGAGUGCAAGUACCACGCGGGCCGCUACUUCCUCGUCGGCCUGCUGGAGAGCGGCUACGGCGACGCCCUGCGUACCCUCGGCGAUGACUUCUACACCAUGCUUUCCAACAUCGAUAGCCUGCACGAAUCGUUUAUGGCGUCGUUCCCCAAGAUGCGCGCGCCCUCCGUGCGGCCCGUCCGCAACGACGAUGGCACCCUCUCCAUCCACUACUACAGCAGAAACGCGGGCCUGGCCAACUUCAUGCUCGGUGCGCUCGAAGCGUGCGCCCUGCAGCUCUUCGACCUCGACAUCACCAUUCACCACCGCGUCAAGAAGUCAGAGGGCAACAGCCACGACAUCUUCUACGCAUUCAUGGACGAGAGCGGCUAUGGCAAGCAGCGCGAGGAGAGCGAGGAGGCCAAGAAGCAGUGCACCGUCGACCUGCCUGCCAGCGUCACCAACGACCUGUUCCCCUGGCACGUUGCCUUUGAUCGCGACAUGAACAUCGUGUCUGUUGGCAAGCACUUGGCAGGACGGUUCAAGAAGCAGCAGCUUGGCGCCAAGGCAGGCUCCGUGUUCAAGAUCAUCCGCCCGUCCCACGUGCGCCUCAAGUUUGACGAGCUCAUGCAGGCGAAAGACGUGCCUGUGCUUCUCUCGGUGGACGCCAAGCACCUCGUCCAGCCCGACAGCAGCGACGAUGCAUCCGUCAGUGACAACGCCGACACAUCCGUGAGCAGCCUGUCCCAGCAGAUGCCACGGCUGCAGGUGACGGAAGACAGCAGAGGCAACCAGCGACGCAGCACGGCAGCCAUGUCGGCGUGCCCCUUCUCCUCACCAGGGUCUGCCAUCAACUCCACAGCAUCGUCGAAGCGCUCCUCCAUGGACAUGAUGCUGCGCGCAGCCCGCCUGGCAAGGAAGGUCGACAACAUCAAGCUGCAUGGGCAGGUGACCUUCCACGAGGCAUCUGGCGUGCUCUUGUUCGUUGGCGUGCCGGCCCUCUACUCCCUCGAGGAGAUGGAGACACAGGGCAUCUCGCUGUCGGAGAUGCCGCUGCACAGCCACGGACGCGAGGUGCUGUAUGGAUCCAUGUUCCAGUCUGCCUCGGCCAAGAACACCAACGAGGUGGACAAGCGCAUGGCUGAGCUCGACCGCUCCAUGCUCGAGGUCCAGGAGAAGAAGGAGCAGAUUGACACCCUCCUCCACAGCAUCCUCCCACCGGUCGUCGCGAGCGCACUCGCGCGUGGAGAGAUCCCACCAGCCGAACACUACAAGAACGUGACGGUGCUGUUCUGCGAUAUUGCGGGCUUCACCAACAUCUCGUCCGAAGUCCCAGCCACAGAGAUAAUGGCAAUGCUGCACCAUCUGUUUGUCAAGUUUGAUCACCUGGCCGACAAGCACGGCUGCUACAAGGUGGAGACGAUUGGCGACGCGUACAUGGUCACCGCGGGUUGUCCUGACGAGUGCGACGACCACGCUGUCCGUAUUGCCCGCCUGGCGAUUGAGAUGGCGCGAACUGCUCAGACCGUCAAGUCGCCGCUCGAUGGCGAGCCGCUUCGCAUCCGCGUCGGGCUCCACUCUGGCCCACUCAUGGCUGGCGUCGUUGGACGUGCACGCCCGCGCUACUGCCUGUUUGGCGACACCGUGAAUGUUGCGUCGCGCAUGGAGAGCAACGGGCUGUCCGGCUGCAUCCAGUGCACAUACCGCUUCACGCAGGCGCUGCCACCGGACCACCAGUUUGAGAUUGUGCCGCGCGGGCACAUUGCCAUCAAGGGCAAGGGUCACAUGAAGACCUUCCUGCUGCUCGGUGCCCACGACUGUGCAGACUCGCAGCCGCUGCUGCCGACGGAGACGAUGAUGGAGGACAUUGCACCGCACUUGCUGGAGCUGGCCGCCAAGCAGCGCCGCUCGCUCGACGACCGUAUGGCCGAGAUCAUGACCGCAUCAAAGUGCAGCCGGACACGGAGGAAGGCAUCGACGUUCGUGUGAUUCUUGUGGCGUUGGGGUGUAUGUGUGUGUGGGGGGGGGAAGUGCGAGAGAGAGUGUGUGUGUGUGUGUGCGUGUGAGAGAGAGAGAGAGAGAGAAAGAGAAAGAAAGAGAGAGAGUGUGUGUGUGUGCGUGUGUGUGAUGAUGGGUGUAAAGCGG
Molecule: messenger RNA, 2567 nt
Organism: Salpingoeca rosetta
Lineage: Eukaryota; Choanoflagellata; Craspedida; Salpingoecidae
Product: NO-insensitive guanylyl cyclase III
Exons: 6
Coding region: 255-2411 (718 amino acids)
Biological process (GO): response to oxygen levels; cGMP biosynthetic process
Cellular component (GO): guanylate cyclase complex, soluble
Molecular function (GO): heme binding; guanylate cyclase activity
Source: RefSeq, a predicted model, not a curated record